Messenger RNA from Schizophyllum commune H4-8, 737 nucleotides. RefSeq lists its product as uncharacterized. Bases 188 to 373 code for a protein of 61 amino acids. Lineage: Eukaryota; Fungi; Basidiomycota; Agaricomycetes; Agaricales; Schizophyllaceae. The record is from RefSeq and is a predicted model, not a curated record. The transcript is spliced from 2 exons.
GUGGGCUCGCUUCUCGAGCGGGAAUCGAGUAUGACGGGGUGUUUGACUGGACUGUACCCGGUCCAAGGGGGCAGCAUUCACGACGGAGUGCGACCAUAGCCGGAGGGCAUGCUGGGACUAGCGGCGGCGCACGUAUCUGCGCAGCGUGCGAUGCACGAAGGCGGUAGUGCUGGCAUAGGUGUUGAGGAUGAGAUAUUUAAUACCCUGCGUUGUCUUCGUUUGCAUCGCCUUCUUAGGUUGCAUGCUUAGCGCUGCUAACGACACUCGCUCGCACAGGCAUGGUUUGCAUGCUGGAGUUUGCGACAUGACCUGUAUGCCACGUACUUCUACGCGAGUCUUCCGAGGGCACGCCCGGUGGAGAUGGGCUCAGUAGGCAUGGACAGGCUGAUCUCGUAGUGGUGAUAGCGAUUGGUGUUGUGGGCAAGUGAUGACGUACUUACUAUUCGUCAGUCUUGCUACUGAUCAAGUUGUAAGGUGUACUGAUGUCCAGUUUCUAGAUAUGUAUAUUGUAUCAUAUUCAGAAUAUCUCACACUCUAUUUGGAUGCACUAGCAUGAUGGACCCAUGUUUUGACUGAGUGCUGACAGGGUUGCUGUGAGCCACAGUGCACCUGAGGUUCCCAUCCUUGCUGCCUGAUACAUAGUGUAUGUACUGAUGAACGACUGCCCGGUUACCCUAUUGGUUACCCCCCAGACAAUGGUGGGUGACCUCGGGGGUUAAAUACACCAGUAACCCGCC